Molecule: messenger RNA, 7860 nt
Organism: Schistosoma haematobium
Lineage: Eukaryota; Metazoa; Platyhelminthes; Trematoda; Strigeidida; Schistosomatidae
Product: Enhancer of polycomb 2
Exons: 5
Coding region: 276-1070 (264 amino acids)
Biological process (GO): regulation of transcription by RNA polymerase II
Cellular component (GO): piccolo histone acetyltransferase complex
Source: RefSeq, a predicted model, not a curated record
AUCGAAAAUAUCUUUAGGACGUUACGAAGUUGUUAUAAUUGGCUAAUAAUAUACGUUUUCCUCCAUCUUGACGGCCAUUUGCAGACGAUUGAACCGCCAUACUGGAUUUCACUUAAAUGACCCCGCGCCAUAUUGGAGUGGGGCCAAAAGAUUAAAAUAAUUAAGGUUAUUGAGUUAUGAUGUCCUUAAUAUGAAAUUGUAAAUCAAUGUACAUACUUAGUUUACAGUUUUUCUUGAGCUUUCAAUAACAUAGGAACUAUGUUCACUAGCUAUCAAUGAGCUUGCUUUUCUUGUUCUUGUUUUCAGCUAUGAGCAAAGUCUCAUUUCGAGCUCGACAAAUAGAUUUUAACAAACCCUUACCUAUUCUGAAGCAUGGUUCUGAAUUAUUUCUUGAAAUCAGUGAAAAUGCACUGGUCAAUCGUGGCGUUCCACAGAUUCCCAGCGGGAUGGAGAAAGAGGAGGAAAAUGAACAUCACUUUCUGGAGGUUAUUCAGGCCCUGCAACUCCGUACAGACUCAGAUGUUAAAAUACCUGUCCCCGAGAUAAUUGACAAAGAGAAUGAUUAUAAGAGGGUUUACCCAGACAGCUUUAGUCUACCAAAACAGCUCUUACAUAUCAGAACAAUCGUGUUCUCGGAAGAAGAAACAAUUGAAUAUGAUAUGGAUAGUGAAGAUGAAGAGUGGUUCCAAAAAAGUGAUCUGGGUAUUACUCCUGAGAAAUUUGAGUCUAUGAUCGACCGGCUUGAGCGUGGUUGUGGUCAAAAGGUAAUGAAUUUGGAAGAAGCUAAGUACCUUCUUCAAGACCACCCAUCCCUAGUUAUCGCUGUGUAUGAUUACUGGCUUAAUAAGCGUGUUCAGUCAAGGCAACCUCUCCUUUACGCUGUUCGACAAGAGCGACGUGACGGUGGUAGUAACACGGAUCCAUAUGUGGCGUUCCGAAGACGGAGUGAAAAGAUGCAAACCCGUAAAAACCGAAAAAGUGAUGAGCAGUCGUACGAAAGGAUGUUGAUCUUAAGAGAACAAAUGGAUUCUCUAGGGUUUGAAAACGUUUAUUCUAAUGCAUUUUCUUAGGGAGAUACUCGGUCGACUUGUCAAACGUGAAGCUACAAAGGAAGCAAUUGUUAACUGUGAUUACAGAUGCUUUCAGCUUAGAUGUAAGCUAUGCGACUGGGAAGGCUCAAGUCUCCUAGAAGCCGAAACUUUAGUGCGGAACCAUCACGAGGAUGAAGGUGUAGUAACUAUGAAGUCUUUGAAAGACAACAAAAGACGUCCUAAUCGCAAGCGCAAACUGGUCAAGAGGUUCAGCAAUCUUCCAAACUCCACAAGUUCCGACGAGGCUUCUGACAAUGAUGAUGAUAAUGAUGAUCAAAGUGGACCAUUCUCUUUUGUUAGAACUCCUGGUUGCCGAUAUUUGAAGCCAAGGUAUAUAGUUAACCAGCGGACCUACUGUGUUUCUAUACUAAACUUUUGUCUAUUUGUUGAGUUAUACUCACUGUCCGUUUUUCUACAGCUUUUCAUAAGUAGACUAAGUAGGACGUCUAUAAUUUGGGAUUGCAUAGCACCACUAACCAUGAAUUCCGUCUGUACAUGAUGAAAACUUCCUGAUUUAUACUUUAAAAGCGCAAUAUAUCUUUUAAUGUUUCCAAUCGUGGACUAAUGGUUGCUCAAAUUAUUGUACAUAGUGUUUGCAUUAAUGCUAAUGAUGGAUGCGGAAAGGUCUAUUGUUUAAUAUAAGAUUUUAAUUCACCAUUCUUAUUUAUUUGCCUUAAGUAGUUCUGGUAAAAUUCUAAGUAAUCACAGUCCCUCGCAGUGGGAUUUCCACCGGGUAUUUAUCACCUAAACCACUUAUGUUGUAUGAAUAAUUUUCUUAAGUUAUUGGACAUGGCUAUUCUACAACAAGCAUGUAUAGACCCCUACUGUAUCCAAUAUACCAGACUUCUGUGUACGUAAGAGAAAGUCUCCCAAGACACGCUUGAACAUGAUCUCAGUCUGAUGGGUUUGUUAGAUAGUUGUGGAAUCAAACAGGGGAACUAUGUAUCACAAGCAAGGGAAUUUCAUAGGUUGGGAUAAUACGAAUAACUAGCUAAAAGCAUUCGAGUAGUUGUCACUCAACUCGGAAUUACAAGUUACCGCGAGUUCGUGCUCACUAGUGACUGAACUCCUAAGCUUUGGUUCACAUAGGCCACUCGGUAUCGUAUUGACGUUCCUGAUUUUGCCAUGAUUCUCUCCAGGUAAAACGCGACCUCCUGAUAAUGGCUCGGUCUUUAGUAAACUAAGUGAUAUGCUCAUUGUCUGUUGUAUUUAGCAGGUGACCUUUCUAGAGGCUUGCCCCGCCAGUACCUUGUCACUCGUGCAGACCAAUCACCUAGUGAUUGCCACCAAGAGUUUGGUAGAGUUUAGGGUACAUAGUUAAUACGGAACGAGGCGUUCUGUCGUGCGGAGUUAGCUGCAGCAAUUGCGUGGAAACUGGUCUGACUUGAGCAUUUAUUCAUGGUCAAUUUGAGCUAAUUUUUAAUGAAGUCGUUGGUUAUCACUUCGUAAACGGCGUUUCACUAUAGGCGUAAUUACUAGUCAGGACUUGUAUGGGUUUUCGUUCGUAUUAAAUUCUUUUGACAUAAACAUUUUGUUCCUGUACUCGUUUAACGACUAUUAGAGAAACUGUAAUUGUCCGAACUUAACGCUUGAUAAGUUAGCGUAUCCAACUAUCCUUCAUUUAUCUCAUAUUCACGUAAAGUUUAUGUAUUCGUGUUUAUUUCCUUAGGUCAUUGCUAGAAGAGUGUUCCACACUUUCCAGUCUCCAUCCUUCCCGCUCACCUUAUUCCUGCUAUACAUUAGCGACAAUUCCACGACUGUGUCAUACAAAGCAUCUUACCUAUACUGGCUAUAUAAGGCGUCGCCUUGGUCGUGGCGGUCGAAUAAUAUGUGAUCGCGUUGCAGCCCCUCGCCACUUUCUGCUUAUCUCCAGUCCUAUGAUGCGGAUUUGAGAUCUAGUGGUUCAGCUAGUCCAAGUCUUAUACCCUCAAACUUUUGCUGGCGACAGUCACAAACAAAAGAUGUUGCUUUGUUUAAUAGACUAAAGACUUCUAUUUUCAGUUCGCAUCGUGAGCGUCCUUCAUUCUCCUGGCCUGUUUCUGAAACUAUCUUCCCACCAAUACCCUUCGAACCCAUACUUAUUGAAUCUAAAGGUUCCACGGAUCAUCGUUCCUCUCCCAUUUUCUACUCGAAGACGGAUUGUCCAACAACUUCGAGGAAGCAUCCGGAUGAUGUGACCAUAGAUGAAGUUGCUCUGGACGCGGGACGUGAGUUAAAUGAUGUUCCGAAUGACGGUUUGUUGAUUCAGGAAAAACAUUCUCCCUUGCACCCUCAGAACGAUCUAAUGCCAAAGAAAUCAGUUAAUGUAUCGUCCGCGGUUAUGGUGAGCCUUUUUUAUUUGUACUCAUUUUUGGCUUUUUGAAGGUUUUAUCUUUCUGAUUUUGAGAAGUAUUGUCAUAUGGCGUUUACUCAGUAUAAUUUUAGUCAGUCAUACGAUGUAACUGCUUUGACGAUUAUUCAUUUGUUCUAUCCAAAUUAUCAGAUAUUGUGACAAAUUAUGAUCUAAGUUAUUAAUUGGUUUUACAUUAAUGAUGGCUAAGACCUUAACAGUUUCUUUGGGCUUGCUUCAUACAUAUAUAGAUUCCCAUCACGAAUCCAAAUAUGUGUCAAACCUCCCAGGCCAUAUUGGUGCCGAAGCCUAGCAAUAGUUUGGUAUCAACUCAUCGCCUGUGGCGAAAGCUGGCAAGGCCAUACGGUGUUACACUUCAGCCUUCUGAGUUUCCCAGGUCCCAUAGUGUUGAUGUUUCUUUCAGUAAUUCUAAUGGUAACGGCCUUUCUUCGACGGACAAUAAAAUGUUGCUGACCGAUCCUUCAGUCUUGCCACCACCUAAAGUACGCUGUUUAACUCGUGACUGUGGGUCUAGGGAUUCAAAAGUUCCUGGUCCUCAGCUGCAUGUUACGAAUGGAGUGAGCCCAACACAGAUUUUUCAGCUUCCAACUUAAUCUUUCGAACUUUGCAAUAUGGAAGUUGUCUUUUUUAUAGUUCAUUGUUAGCAUUUAACUAAACUCUUCUCAAGUAUUACCUCAUUAUACCUUUUGUGAACAGUUUAUUUGCAAUCCCAGUGGUAUGAUCUUGUAGCUUUUGUAAAGCUUAUUAUUAUUGCGCUUCUGCGCUUCAGUUGUACAUAGGGGCCUUCACGGCCACCCCUUUCAUUUUCCCUGUACACUUUCCCCUUCGCUCCAACGAGCUUGUACAUUUUAUUGGCGCAUAGCGUCGUAUGUCAAUUGAAUCAAUGCAUAAUCUGAAUGAAUUGUUUUCUUUUUUAUGUAGUUGUGAUAAAUUUGUUUGUACCUUGGUACUUUGUUGUUUUAUCGAAAUAAGGGUUAAUGUAUAUUUCUAAAGAUAAAUACCAAUUUUACUGGUUAACAAGUUAAGUGUACCCCCUGAAUAUGAUUAACCAGCCAAAGUGUAAGAGGUCGGAUCCAAUAUAGGCUAUGUAGUUUUUCACGUCCAAUUGUUUGUUAGUUUGUUGAACUCGUAAGUCAGAAAUGGAGAAUGAAUCUCUCACUAACCUGUGGGUGUUCUUGUAAAUUUACUGAGUGCGAGUUGUCAGCUUUUGUACGUGUUAAGUCCUUGUUUUCUGAGGUUACGUGCUUCAAGCGACUAUCAUGUUUGGUCACAUGGACGCAAGCACCUGGAGCUUUUUCGAAGUCGUCGACACGUAUUAAUUAUAAGCAAACUUACGAUAUGCCAUGAGGUGGUGCUUACUAAGGCUGGUGUUCUGUAGUCACCUUGUCUUUGUGGUUUUGCGUUGUGUCUGUACAGUUAUUUGUCGAUAAGCAAGGAUAUGUUUGAUUUAUUGGUAUACUUAGUCGCCCAAUUGUUCGUCAUCUCGCUUCUGAUGUGUGUCGUCCUAGUUACGCUACCGAAAUGUCCUACUUCGGAAAAUUUCCGUAAAUUCAGCAGUUUUGCUACUGGAAGUAAAAUGAUGGUACUCCAAAUUUUGGUCAUUGUGUACGUUGCUGAAUCAGGGUACUAACGUUCUGUAAGAAAUCAAUGUUUGCUUUAAAAAUGUAUUGCCACAAUAAGAGCUUACGUCCUAAAGAGGAUAGCUAAGUUUGAGAUAAACAUGUUACUUCAAAUUAAUUUAUGAAGUUUAGGAUUGUUGGGGGAAUAAAGUAAAGAAUGUUGUUAUUGGAGUCAACACUUUGUAAUUUUCACAUGGAUCAGCUUAUAAGUCAACUGGAACUAUAAGAUUAGUGGUUGAGGUAAAUAAAAAUAACAGUGUGAGAUAGUAAUAUGCUGUGAACCUAGUAGACGCUUAAUUUCCUUGAGCUAGGGAUUUCAGUUAGUAGACUCUUUACAACUACAGUAGUACUUCCGUUAUUUUGAAGUGCUUCCUCUGUAGGAAAAUUUCACUCGAAUCAAAAUAAUGAACUAGUUCAACUGAACUUAAUGCUGAGUUUUGCUUGAAUAUGUCGAUUCUAAAGUUGACACAUCCCACAUCAACACAAUAUAAUAGGUCAAUACAAUGAUGAAUGACAAUAAUAUCAGAUCUAAUGUAGAACUAAACAUAAAAGCUGAUGUUGGGAAAGAAGUUAGUUCUAAUAAAGGGAAGUAUAUAAUAAGUUUAUAUUCAAAGCAUGGCGGAUGGACUGUAGUUGAUUAUCCCAAGCCCAAAUUAUUGCUGAUCCUAUCUUGAAUCAUAUCAGAGCUUAAUGACACGGCUGUCUGACAAUCAGUGACUUAUUUGGUUGGAGCUAUAUCUUGACCUCUCGGCGGCUAGCUUUUUUACAAUCUAGGCACAUAGGACAUGUUUCAACCAUACUACUUGAGGAUGUUUGUAUUCUCAUCUUUGGCAAAACUCCAGACUUGGGGGUCGGGGUCGGUAGGUAUGUCUGUGUCCUAGGAACCUGUUGAAGAGUAAAUAUUUCUUCGAUACAUCUGUGAGCAGGUCUGAAACCCGCUUGAUUACCCAGUAUUUGUUGUAUCUAGGCUCCUACUAAAUGUCAGAUGGCAGUUGGAGCUAAUAUAAUAGGCAAUUAAUGAGCGGUUCGUAUCUAAUUGUCGUGAGUGAUUUUCUAUACUUUUCCCGAAACUGAGACGAUCUAAAUUUUAAGACUAGGCUACUGUCCAUAAGAGCUCAUGCUGUUAAUCUGUCAGAACCAGUUAAUCUUUAUUUCAAAUUAGUCAAAGUCUUCCCAAUUUUAUUCGACAGACACCCUUAACAGUUUACUACAGACCAUGUCGGGCAACAUCAGGGUGACUAUCUUCAUGCUCGACCGAGUGCCUGGUUAGGCUUUAAACACACUUAACGAGCGGAGUUCGAAGCAGUUUUCUUGCUAUGAUUUUUCCGUACUCAGUAACACUUAGGUAAACAUGCUUAGAAGAGGGAGUGGUUGAAGUCCAUAAAGAGAAGGGAUAGUCCCUUUCAAGAGCUCGCCAACAAUACGUGACAAGUUUCGAGACAAACUGUUGAAAUCUUAAAUAUUUAUAUGGAAAUGUACUUAUUCCGAAAGCUGGCUGUCCUAGGUUUGACAACUAGGUGAGUACUGGGUGCGAACUAAGAUUACCUGACCAAAAUGACAGCUAUUCAGUGAUCGGUAGUUUCCAAUCAUUCUCCAGAUAUUAUCCCAUGAUUGGAAUCUUCACUUCGAAUAAGUCCGCAUAAAUCAUCAAUCUUAAAAUCUGUCUAGUUCCUAACUAAUCUCUAAACCACUAACAACCCUUCAAGAAAUACAGUUCAAAACAAUACUUUGUAUAUCAAAAUAAAUCAAAUUCCACCGGCACACAAACGUGCAUCUAUCGGCAGAUAACCUCUGAUUACCUCUGACUAUUUUAAGCUAACUUCUUAUGUGUUUGAAAAUCAAGCUACGAUCAAUUGCGAGUAUAAACUACAGUACAACAUCGUAUGAUAAUAAAUAAUUUUGAUAGCAUAUUGAAUUUAUUUGGUCGACGUAAAAAUAAACUCUAAUAGUCGAUAUAAGCUUUUCUACCUGACCAGUAUGUUUACUGUAGUUCUCGUUGUUUGGGUUCAAUAUUUGUAUGAAGAACGAUAAUGCAAUUAAUAAAAGGUUUCAUUGUUACUUUUUGUAACAGUUCUUUGAACUAAUUGUUUGGAAUACUCUUUGGGUAGUGGUUACUAGUCAAAUGUAGGACAGUUGUUACGUCUUAUUUAGGAUUUGUCAGCAGAACGAACUUGCAUUCGGAGGUUAAUAUUCAUUAUUGAAUGCCAUUCAAAGGAAUAAUCAACUAUCAGACACAGGCAUUGUCAGAAUGUUCACCCAAAACGGCCUUUAUUUCAACAAGGGUUUAUCAUGUCAGACCUCAACAAUGAGAUCGAAGUCAUUACAGUUGACAAUAAUAAUAGUAAUAAAAAUAAUUAUUAUAGGGAAGGAGAAUACAAAAGCUGCUUAAGAAACAUACUCCCUGAUGUCUGAAUAGUGGCACAAACAUUCCGUGCGUAUUUAUAAUUCAGUAAACUAAUUCAGACAACCCCGUAAUGGUAAUAAUUUCGGCUACGCGAAUAAUCAGGUUAAUAUAGCCCAGUCUUUGUAGCUUCCCAUUUUCCAUUGAUCUCUGAUGCAUCAUGUUAUUUACUCAGUUUUUCUCUGGACAUUAUGUCUAGAGGUAUCGUCACCUCAGUCCUAUAUUCGUUCCCUCAAGUGGUGAUAGGUAUGCACUGUUUAGAUGAUUACCUACACUUCUUACUCCUCGUGGGAGCAUAGGCCACCGACCAGAAUCCUCCAGCCAACUCUGUCCUAGGUUCUCCUUUCCGGUUGUUUACAAUUGCUACUCAUUCUUUUGAUGCCUACCCUUAAUUCCUGA